Anastrepha obliqua is the source of this 4149-nucleotide messenger RNA. RefSeq lists its product as uncharacterized. Lineage: Eukaryota; Metazoa; Arthropoda; Insecta; Diptera; Tephritidae. The record is from RefSeq and is a predicted model, not a curated record. Bases 415 to 2262 code for a protein of 615 amino acids. The transcript has 4 exons.
CACUCAGUUGUCUCUUUCGUUGUGCGUUUCACUAGUCUUUAUCGCCGUAUUGGUGUCGCUCUUCGGCCGUCAUCAUCUACUGCUUUGCAUGGAGCUUGUUCGGUCUGUUUUCUUGUACGGUGUGCUCAGUCGCUUGCCGGGUUCCUUGUAAAUUUCACGUGUUUGGUCUCGUUUUGCAACAGUUUGCCGGUUUUUGCGUUGCCCCGUUUCAUGGUGUUUUAUGUUGUUGGUUUCGUGUAUUUAUCGUAAAUUUUUUGGUAGUGUGAGUUUGUGGCUUUGCAUUUGCUUUUGCCAAACGGCUUAUUUGGAGUUGAGUGGGGAAAACAAAAAUUGCAUACGAGCAUCCACACACUUCGCCUUUUGGUAUUGAAACAGUUGUGACCGACAUGAAAAAUAACCGCUUACAAUCGCACCAUGGAAAAACAACCUGACGAACUAGGGGAUGUCACGAAUGAGCCACUACCUUCGAUGAGUGAACCCAUGGAGGUUCAAGAUGCUGUAACAUCUACUUUAGCAACGCCAUUCGCGCAGCCAAUAAUCACUGCUUCAAAAUCGAAAGCACAAAAACAACGUGAGUACAGACAGCGUAUCGCAGCAUCUAGAACUCCUGCGCAGGCUGCUGUUGCAUCUACCUUUGCGACGCCAUUUGCAGAACCAAUAACUGCUGCUCCAAAAACAAAGGCACAAAUACAACGUGAGUACAGACAGCGGAUUGCUACAUCCCAAACUCCUGCACAGAAAGCAGCUGCAAGAAAAGCACGUAAUGCAAGAGAUCGAAACAACAGAUUACGCCAAACUGCUAACUUGGUUAUUGCCAGUGGUUCUCUAGAAGCGACAACUGCUGCUCCAAAAACAAAGGCACAAAUACAACGGGAGUACAGACAGCGGAUCGCUGCAUCCAAAACUCCUGCACAGAAAGCAGCUGCAACUACUGUACAACCAAGUACUUACUCAGCUCAAAUUGAAGUUCAGGCACAAUCUACUUGGAACACUAAAUGGGCAUCAUUAAUCGAGCCCACGCGCUAUGAGCGCGAACGCGCCUCCAUGAAGAACAAACCACGCAAAGUGCUCAACUUGGAAGAGCGCGUUUUGGCCAUACGUUUGUAUCAAGAGAAUCCCGUCUAUCAGCGUGUAGCCUCCGUAUUCAAGUGCAGCUGGGAGCAAAUACGCAACGUAAUCGCCAAUCGUGACGACAUACUACGCUAUUAUGGCGAAUGCCAGACCGUCAAUGUCAAGGAUUCGCCACAAUAUGUGCGAAAUAAGAAAAUCAACUUUCUCGGCAAUGUGACUUAUGAAUUCAUUAAACGUGCUUAUUACCAUCACAAUGCCACGCUCAAUGACGAAGUUAUACGCCAGCGUGCGUUGCAGUUUCGCGAUAUACUAAAAAUUGAACAAUUUCACCCGAACAAAGUGUGGAUAGCCGAUUUCAAAAAGGUAUACAACAUAGAUUGGCAGAAUUUGGCUGGCUUAAUCAUAUGUGGCGUACCGCCCCGUUCGCUUGAAAAUAAGGAUUUAAUCGAAUACUGCACGCGAAUGGUAACGAAGGCGAUAUCACUAAUAGGAAAGAUACCCAAGCAAUUGUCCAAGAAAGAAAUUAAAAAUGCUGAUAUGGAGGAUGAAGAAAAUGAGGCGGCUAGUGCUAUUAGCAGCUAUGGCGAUAAUGAAUCCGAUUCUAUGUUAACUGAUCAAUUCAAUGAUGUGCCAGUGGUGAACGAAAUUGAUGACUUUGCAGGUAUGUACCUAGAUGCGGCCGACAUCGAUGAGGAGGAGAUCAAUGAAGAUGAAGAAGGACCGACCAUCAAUUACGCUGACUACGAUGGCACCGAUGAAAUGCCAGACUUCAACGCCAAGGACAAUUUGUCGGCAGUGACGCGAGCAGCACCAAUAAAAAUGUCAACCAAACCAUUUCUAGCAGAGGUACAAAUAAAGCAAGAACGACCUAGUCGAAGUCGCAGCAGAAGUCCGCCAUUGUUAUCGCCAUUAACUGUGGCGAGUGGUACGAGUACGCAAGGCACAGGCGCAGGAAGUAGUGCAGGUGUAAAGCGAAAGAGAACAGAAGCAAUACAAUCAAGAACAGAGUUGAGCGAAAUCGUAAAAAGAGAGCGAGUGAGUACUUAUACGGAAGCAAUGCGCGUUUUGUGCCCUUUAGAAGACUUUGCGACGCAGCAGGAAGAUUUCCAUGCACUAAACCUACUUAUGCAGCUGGUGCGUGUAUUCGAGAAGGGCGCCAAUCGAAAUAGUGAGCGAAGGGGGAAUGUCUAAGUGCAGUCAUAAUUAAGAAUUAGUGUAAAAGCAUAAAUUAUGUAUUUACCUACACACGGAUAAGUAAAUGUAAAUAGUUUAGGUGUCUCACUCAAGUAACCUAUGAAUUGAUGUAUGUACAGUGAAAUCGCGAUAACUCGCAGGCUUUAUAACAUAAAUUGACAAUCGCGUUAAUUCCUAACAAAGUUCGAUGCCUUGGAGAACUCGUACAAAAUGCACAUAAUUUGAUGUGGUGCCCUCUACAAGGUGAAGUACAAAAUAAACAAGACUGAGCUAAAAUAGAAACGACAGGAACUUUAAUCUCAUAACUUCGAGUUUAUUUAUUUAAAACUGUCCCAUCUGGCCUCGAUACACUAUUUUGCGCUAUCUAAAAGCUUUUCGAAAGAGUGUUUCAGGCCAUUGACCGGAAUGUCCAUCAGGAUGUCGGUACAAGCCUUUUGGAUGGCCUCUAUGGACGCAAAACGUUUUCCUUUCAUGGUCAAAUGUAAUUUUCCGAAUAGGUAGAAGUCACAGCGAGCCAUAUCAGGCGAAUACGGUGAGUGAUCGAUGGUUAAAAUACGAUUUCUAGUCAAAAAAUAUGUCACAAGAGUGGAUCAAUGAGGUGGUGCCUUAUCAUGCAAUAAGCGCCAGCUUUCUCCUUCGCGGUAUUCAGGGCAAAUUCGACGAAUGCAAUGCAAUAAAUGCUUCAAAACGCCAAGAUAGAAAAUCGCAUUGACGGUUUGGCCCGUCGGCACGAACUCCUUGUGGACAAUUCCUUUGGAAUCCUAAAAACAAAUGAGCACCGACUUGAUUUUUGACUUCUCUAAAAGCGAUUUUUUGGGUGGUGGCUCGUCUGGGGCCUUCCUUUCGGCACUUUGACACUUAGUUUCAGGUUCAUGUUGGACACACCACGUUUCGUCACCCGCUACAAUAUUGUAAAUGAAGUUCUCGUCUGUUCUCGUCUCUUUAAUGAGGUCUUUCGAAUACAGAAUUCUGAGCAAUUUUGGUCCUAAGUUAAGUUGUGCGGAAUGAAACGUGCACAGACCUUUUGUAGGCCCAAACGAUCGAUGUUUUGGAGAUAUCGAACUACGAUUCCAUGAAUUUCAACGAUGAUUUCGGUUUAUUUUUGAUAAAAUUACCAACAAAUUCGAUGGAGUCUUCGGUGAUUACUGAUUUUGGGCGGCCCGUAUUCCCGUUCAUUGUCAUUUAUGUCCUCACAACCAUCUCUGAAACGUGUAAACCACUCAUGAACUCUAGCACGAGAUAGACAAUCAGCGCCAUAAACUUUUUUCAUAAAUUCAAAUGUUUUACCAAUUUUAAAACAAAAUUUUAUAUUAGCUCUUUGUUCGAAACUCGUUUUUUUACCGAUGACACAAACAUACUGACACUUUAGACGCAAUAGCUUCGCUUCCACUGAACCGAAUGUCACCAAGCUUUCACUGGAAGUCAGCUACGGAUGUAACUUCUAACGCACUAACUCAUUAAAGAGAUGGCGCCAUCAAAAACAUUUUUAUGACACCAGUCUUGUUUGUUUUGGACUUCACCUUGUAUAACUCGUUUUUUGUUUGUUCUCUGCCGAACGAUUGCGUGAAUUUUUUCUAAUCGUUCUAAAUGUCUGGCAAAAGCACUCUUUUAACUUUUAUUCUUGCUUUUGGUUUUGCACAAUUGCACGCAAUUCCGCUUACUUGAAAAUAGCGAUAACUCAUAAUAUUUUGUUGGUGUCUUGGAUUAUGAGUUAUCUCGAUUCCACUGCAUGGAUAUUUUUCGAAAAAACCUUUAUCACCAAAUAAGUGUAGUUACUACAAACUUUUAGCACAAUAAAAAAAUAAGUAAUAUGAAUAAUAGUGUUGAAUCGCAUCAGAAUAAACUUAAAUUUCAUAUGGACUUGUACAUUUGUACCUACUCGUA